Messenger RNA from Pomacea canaliculata, 2705 nucleotides. RefSeq names its product chromatin target of PRMT1 protein-like. Bases 715 to 1617 code for a protein of 300 amino acids. The record is from RefSeq and is a predicted model, not a curated record. Lineage: Eukaryota; Metazoa; Mollusca; Gastropoda; Architaenioglossa; Ampullariidae. The transcript has 5 exons.
UUGUGUUCCCAUAAGAGACCUCUGAUCUAAUACGCAGACAUUUGCAUUAAAAUAAAUGACGAUGUCUGUGAAGGCAGAGGUGAAACCUGGUGACCUUUUGAGGCACUAUUAUGGUUUCAUCCUGCCUUUUUUUAAUUUUGCAAAAAAAAAAAAAAGUCGAUACCCGAGACCUGGUUUCCUGUCAAAGCUUACAGGAAAACCAGGAGUUGAAGAUCGUCAUUUUUCAACAAGUGGCUCAUUCAACUAUAAAGCACUUAAAAUGCAUAUGACAGGCAUACACUUGCAGAAAAAUUGUAUGCCUGUUCAAGUAUCGGUGAAACACGGAUCUCUGCAAGAUAGAUCCUCAAGUGUUUCAUUAUACUUGUGCUCAUCAGCAUUGAUACAAGAAACGAUGCACCAGAUUUCAGACCAAUUCUGUUUUUUGCAUGAAAUUUGUGUUUUCCUUUUUUUUUUGUAAGCAAUGAAAGUGCCGCAGCUGUUGUAAAUAAUGCAAGGCAAAAUAGUCUUGAUCAUGAUUGAAGAAGCCAUUACAGCAAACAAAAGCAUCAUUAUAUUACUUAUGAGGUCUUUUUAAAUGUAUUUUGGGAACACAACAUGGUCAUAUGUUUGAUUCACUUUGUGAGUAUUAGGCAACAUUUGAAUGCUUGACAAUGAAUCAGAAACCGCCACUUUUUCACUCAAGGAAAAGAAAUUAAGACAGGGGAGGGCAGUGCAAUGAUUAUGCCUCAUUUACAAGAGAAAAGUUUAAAAAUAAAGCCUUGCAAAGAUAAAUUUAUUUUGAAGUUCAACCAAAUUUUGGAACAUGGUAUCCCUUGCUUCCAAAGAUUUACAAGCAUUCAGCAGCAAACCCGACAGCAGCCAACAGUGCAGAACAUUCGUGCCAGCAUGGCAGCACAACAACAAGCCUCCGCAGCCAAUAGACGCCUGGCUCAGCAACUUGCAAACAGACCUGGUAUUGGGAUGAUGAACAUGGCACAGCAGCAACCCAUUAAUAUGUCACCACGAUACCCAUCCCAGCCACCACAGCGUAGUCUUCAGCAACGGCUGGGAAAAUCCAACAUUAAGGCACGACUAAAUUUAGAGGCAGUUGGACGAGGUGGAGGAAUGCAACAAGGGAGAGGCAGAGGAUUUAUGCAGUGGGGUAGAGAUGGCCGAGGGAGAGGCCAGAGCAUUCAGACACCUCGUGGAGCUUCUCGUGGUCGUGGAAACAUACAGCGUGGACGUGGCUCUCCAAGAGGUGUGGGAAAUUACCCUGUUAGAGGUGGUCGUGGAAGAGGUCGUGGAGGUUUCUUAAGAUUCCCAGAUGAGGACUUGCAGUCCUCAAAUCGCUGGAGGGGCCGGGGUCAAGGCCGCAGAGAUCGGCGGCGUGGGGGUCGUAAUCAAGGCGAGAGAUUCCCUGGAAGAGGCGGUAAUCGUGGUGGGCGAGGUGCUGCUGGAAGAGGUCAGAACAUGCGAGGCAGAGGUCGGGGAAGAGGUGGACGUGGACGUGGACGUGGUGGCAGUGUAGAUCAGGUGUCUAAAGAACAGCUUGAUAACCAGCUGGAUGAAUAUAUGUCUAAAACCAAGUCUUAUCUCAACUCUGAGCUGGAUGCCUAUAUGGCUGAAGCAAACCCUUGAGGACUGAAGUCUGCCUAUAGGUGUCACAGAGUGUGUCCAGAGAGUUUGUGUAGUGGGGUUACUCUGCUGUAAUUUAUUUAAAGUAAAUGUGUACACUUUUUAUCAUUCUGAAGAGUCAAGAUAGAAAGACAGCAGAACUGCUGCACAAGGGAUUAUGUAUUAUUUCAGAGGCUACCAAGUUUUCUACAAAGACUUCAUCAAGCCUUAUGGCUUAAAAUUGUGAGAAAGAAACAUAUAUCUGCAAAGUCUGGCAACUUUUGUAGAGUUUGUGUAGUCAUAGGAAAAAAAUGCUUCAUUUGAACUUUUUCUCCCAUACACCUAUCAUGAUGAUUUUGUGGAAAGUGUAAAUUCACAUCCACUCAGCUUCAGCAUUGCACUUGAGAGUGACAAAAUAUGGACAAAUCCAGUUACUGCUCAGCCUUUUGGGAGAGUGGGAAGGUGGGGUUGUAGUGAUUUUAAUCUGAGGUGAUUUGCGUUAUAAAGGCAUAACUUCUGUAUGUCUACUUUGGGUCUGCGAGUUCACCUUUCCUGAAGCAUUUAUUGUACAUCAAUCUUUACAUUGCCAUCAAUCAUGUCACCUAACUUUUCGUGGGCAUAGCAGCAUACUACAUCUUGGUGCAGCCAUUAAAAGUGCAGUCUUACUGGCACCGAUGAGGGACAUGAAUGUGAAAUACUGGAACGGACAUUGUGCCUGAUAUGGUUUGAGAUAAACUUAUUUUGAUGUAUAAAUAAUUAAUUUUGGGUGUCUCAGUGCAAAAUCUGUUAACGAUCUCUGGAGAAAAUUAAAGAGAGAUGAAUUGCCAACAGGAAAAUCCUGUUAACAUGGCACCAAAAAUGUAUUUUGAAUGUGAUAAUGCUCUGUUCAUGCCUAAUUUGAAUUUGUUCUCCCGGGGUAAAAAAAAUUCACAAGGGACAAGUAGAAAUCAUAAUAAAUCAUCUUCAUGUGGUUCAAUAUUGCCUAAAGUUUUGGAUUUUUAUCCCAAGCUAAAGUAAGCACAUUGGAAAUUCACUGAGGGUUACUGAGAACAAUUAUAUGACAGCUUCCCAAUAUGUUGAUGUUCAGGUGCAAUAAAGCAGUUGAAAUUGAA